This is a messenger RNA of Pararge aegeria (speckled wood butterfly), 784 nucleotides long. Its product is annotated as trypsin-like. The coding region runs from base 10 to 705 and encodes 231 amino acids. Gene Ontology annotation, biological process: proteolysis. Lineage: Eukaryota; Metazoa; Arthropoda; Insecta; Lepidoptera; Nymphalidae. The transcript is spliced from 8 exons. The record is from RefSeq and is a predicted model, not a curated record. Gene Ontology annotation, molecular function: serine-type endopeptidase activity.
UACAACAGUAUGAAGGGAUUUGGCGUUGCUCUUUUUUGCCUUGUUGUGGCUGUUCAGGGCCGCAACUUGGAUGUAGAUGGUCUGUCCGGCAGUCCGGCCCAGCUGGGCGAGAACCCAUGGCUUGUGCAUCUUCGGGUUACCAAGUUAACGGGUGGCGGCCUCCUCAGCUCCAGUGUGGGCUCACUCAUCGGCUCCUCCUGGGUUCUGACUGCUGCUAGCGCCGUGCAAGACGCCCGUUUCGUCUGGAUCCGCUACGGUGCAGUGGACCCCAUCCGGCCGGAGCUUGUUACGGAGACCAGCACUGUGCGUAUCCACCCUGAGUACAACGCAGCCACAGGCGAGAACAAUGUUGCGCUUGUCAGCAUCAACCGAAUUGUCCAGCCUACCGAUAAUAUCAAACCUGUCACUUUGGCUGCGGCUGGCUCGGAGAUUCCAUCAUCUGGCCGCUUGUGCGGAUUCGGUGGCGAAAAUAACAUUCCUGGAGAGAGGUUACAGUGCCUCGAGGCAGACCUGACCGUUGAGGGUGAAACUAUCACCGCCAAAGGUACAGGCAGCGUACCUUCUGAGUUUGACAUCGGCAGUCCUUUAGUGAGUGACGGUGUUCAGUACGGAGUACUGUCGUCGGUCGAUGGAACCGCUCCAGUGUAUUUGAAGACAUCAUUAUAUCGCGCAUGGAUCCAAGAGGUGACUGGAACAAUCGUGUAAAGUUUAACAGUUGAAGAAGCAGCUGGUUACGUCAUUAUGACGAUAUAAAUAUUGAAUUUAAUAAAUUAACUAAACAUUG